Molecule: messenger RNA, 1965 nt
Organism: Podarcis raffonei (Aeolian wall lizard)
Lineage: Eukaryota; Metazoa; Chordata; Lepidosauria; Squamata; Lacertidae
Product: zinc finger protein 850-like
Exons: 1
Biological process (GO): regulation of transcription by RNA polymerase II
Molecular function (GO): DNA-binding transcription factor activity; RNA polymerase II cis-regulatory region sequence-specific DNA binding
Source: RefSeq, a predicted model, not a curated record
GAAUUGGAAAUUGAGAGCAAAAGUGACCACGAUAAAAUCCCCAGGGAGGAGAAGCCACGUAAAAAUUUGGAGUGUGGAGAAAGCUGCAGUCAGAGAUCCCAUUCCACUUCCCAUCAACAAAGUCUCAUUGGAAAGAAACUCUAUCAGUGCAUGGAAUGUGGAAAAAGCUUCAGGAAGAGCUCCGAUCUCACUUCCCAUCGCAGAAUUCAUACAGGGGAGAAACCCUAUAAGUGCGUGGAAUGUGGAAAGAGCUUCAGGAAUAGCUCCCAUCUCACUUCCCAUCAAAUAAUUCAUACAGGGGAAAAACCCUAUCAGUGUGUGGAAUGUGGAAAGAGCUUCACAGAUAGUUCCUCUCUCAUUUCCCAUCAAAGAAUUCAUACAGGGGAGAAACCCUAUCAGUGUGUGGAAUGUGGAAAGAGCUUCAGGAAGAGCUCCUCUCUCACUUCCCAUCACAGAAUUCAUACAGGGGAGAAACCCUAUCAGUGUGUGGAAUGUGGAAAGAGCUUCAGUCAGAGUGCCAAUCUUACUUCCCAUCAAAGAAUUCAUACAGGGGAGAAACCCUAUCAGUGUGUGGAAUGUGGAAAGAGCUUCAGUCAGAGUGCCAAUCUCACUAAGCAUCAGAGAAUUCAUACAGGGGAGAAACCCUAUCAGUGUGUCAAAUGUGGAAAGAGCUUCACUGAAAGCUCCUCUCUCACUUUCCAUCAAAUAAUUCAUACAGGGGAGAAACCCUAUCAGUGUGUGGAAUGUGGAAAGAACUUCAGGAAGAGUUCCCAUCUCACUAAGCAUCAGAGAAUUCAUACAGGGGAGAAACCCUAUCAGUGUGUGGAAUGUGGAAAGAGCUUCACUGAAAGCUCCUCUCUCACUUCCCAUCAAAGAAUUCAUACAGGGGAGAAACCCUAUCAGUGUGUGGAAUGUGGAAAGAGCUUCAGUCAGAGCUCCUCUCUCACUUCCCAUCAAAUAAUUCAUACAGGGGAGAAACCCUAUCAGUGCAUGGAAUGUGGAAAGAGCUUCACUCACAACCACAGUCUCACUUUCCAUCAAAGAAUUCAUACAGGGGAGAAACCCUAUCAGUGUGUGGAAUGUGGAAAGAGCUUCAGGAAGAGCUCCUCCCUUACUUCCCAUCAAAGAAUUCAUACAGGGGAGAAACCCUAUCAGUGUGUGGAAUGUGGAAAAACCUUCUCUCACAGCCACAGUCUCACUUCCCAUCAAAGAAUUCAUACAGGGGAGAAACCCUAUCAGUGUGUGGAAUGUGGAAAGACCUACACAUGUAGCUCCUCUCUCACUUCCCAUCGCAGAAUUCAUACAGGGGAGAAACCCUAUCAGUGCGUGGAAUGUGGAAAGAGCUUCACUCACAGCCACAAUCUCACUUCCCAUCAAAGAAUUCAUACAGGGGAGAAACCCUAUCAGUGUGUGGAAUGUGGAAAGAGCUUCAGUCAGAGUGCCAAUCUUACUUUCCAUCAAAGAAUUCAUACAGGGGAGAAACCCUAUCAGUGUGUGGAAUGUGGAAAGAGCUUCAGUCAGAGCUCCUCUCUCACUUUCCAUCAAAUAAUUCAUACAGGGGAGAAACCCUAUCAGUGUGUGGAAUGUGGAAAGAACUUCAGGAAGAGUUCCAAUCUUACUAAGCAUCAGAGAAUUCAUACAGGGGAGAAACCCUAUCAGUGUGUGGAAUGUGGAAAGACCUUCACAUGUAGCUCCUCUCUCACUUCACAUCGCAGAAUUCAUACAGGGGAGAAACCCUAUCAGUGUGUGGAAUGUGGAAAGAGCUUCACGCAUAGCUCCUCUCUCACUUCCCAUCAAAGAAUUCAUACAGGGGAGAAACCCUAUCAGUGUGUGGAAUGUGGAAAGAGCUUCACUCACAGCCACAAUCUCACUUCCCAUCAAAGAAUGCAUACAAUGGUCAGAAAAACCAUUAUACAGCUUUAGGAGCCAGGCGAAUCCGCACCUUUUUAACCAGGCUUUUGGCUA